Phymastichus coffea is the source of this 1565-nucleotide messenger RNA. Its product is annotated as WASH complex subunit 1. Lineage: Eukaryota; Metazoa; Arthropoda; Insecta; Hymenoptera; Eulophidae. Gene Ontology annotation, molecular function: actin binding; gamma-tubulin binding; alpha-tubulin binding. Gene Ontology annotation, cellular component: WASH complex; recycling endosome; early endosome. The record is from RefSeq and is a predicted model, not a curated record. The transcript has 4 exons. Gene Ontology annotation, biological process: exocytosis; Arp2/3 complex-mediated actin nucleation; endocytic recycling. Bases 107 to 1555 code for a protein of 482 amino acids.
CUACUUCAGUAGUAAAGAAUGUAGAUUUUUAUUAAUUGAUGGUUUUAUUGAAUUUACGUUCUUAAGUUGAAAAUCUCGUUAUUUAUAAUUUUAUAGUACUUCUAAAAUGCCAGAGAGAAUUGAAAUAUCUGUGAUCCCCCAAGAUUUGAGACAAGAGGAAACUAUUGUACAAAUUGCAGAAGCUCUAGACAAUUUAGAGUUUGCAGUUUCUCAUAUUUUUGACUCGAUAAAUAAACGGAUAACAGAAAAUGUUGAACGAAUAAGUGCAAUUCGAACUCGAGCAGCAAAACUUCAAGGAAAAAUAAAUUAUCUACAGACUAAUUUGAAUUUAAAGGCAGUUAAAUUAUAUUCUGCUGCAAAGUAUCCAGCAAUUCAUGUUUACAAAGAAUAUGAACUAGCUGUACAACCUAAAUUAAGAAAAAAAAUGUUACCUUAUGCUAUUUAUAAAAGUCCAGUUCCAAUAUCAGAUAAAGCAGAUAUACCACUGACUUCUGGUAGUAAAGUUGAGAAUGGACAAUAUGCUAGUAGUUUGAACAUGCAAGAAAAGUUACAAUUUUAUUAUGUCAAAUCAAAACCAAAUAAAAAAGCAAAAUCUUUGGAAGUAGAUAAGGAAUGGAUGUAUCAAAAUGUUUCUGCUAUUGGUUCUUUAUUACCUUUCAGUAUGAAAGAUUCAGGAAAUGCCUAUAAUUUGCAAUCUAUUCAGAAUGAUGAUAAAAGUCAAAUUGAAGAUGCUCCAGAUUCAAUUUUACAACCUUGGCAUUCUUCUGAAAUAGAAUCUCCAUCAACUUAUCUGUAUGCACCAACAUUAGGAGAGGCGCCACAAAUGAACGUUCCACUCACAUUACCCGAUCUACCAGGAGUCGUCGAUGAUGAACGAUUUUCUCUUGAUUUUAAUUUCCAAAAUCCCAUCGCACCAUCUUCGGCAACAGCCACACCAUUAGUUCGGAAGGAUCCACCUACUGUCGAAGAAAAUGUAGAAAAUCUGCAAACGAUUGAAAAAGCUCCAGUAGCUCCUAAAAUAAUUCCAAUUCCAAUCCAGAGUUCAAGUUCCAUUCCAGCACAGCCUAAAGAACAAAUUCCAAAAGAGACUGCCACUAUCGUAUCAACGACUAGUCAAUCGGUAGUACCUCCUCCACCUCCACCACCAUUACCUCCAUCGGCAAAUCCUCCCGAUGAAGAGGAGAAACAACAAACGAAACAACCCGUCAAGAAACCAACUUCGAUAAAACCUGCCGCUGGCGACGACAGGAGCAACUUGAUGGCUGCAAUUCGCGACGCUGGUGGUUUAGGAAAAGCAAAACUUCGACACGCUGAGCCUAUUGACAAAAAGGAUCGUUGGUCAUCGGCCUCGGUUGGCGGCGAUCUUAUGGCCGACCUGCACGCAACAUUGUCUCUACGGCGAAAGGGAAUUGCUGGUGCUAGCAGUUCCGGUUUGGCUAUGAAUGCACUUCAACGAUUAUCUCAAAUAAUUCCAGCUCCACCUAAGCCUGGCGAAUCAUCGGAUAGGAACUCGGUCACCAGUGAAUCACAAGAGGAUGAUGGCUGGGAAGACUGAGGUUUUUUCU